Molecule: messenger RNA, 2409 nt
Organism: Punica granatum (pomegranate)
Lineage: Eukaryota; Viridiplantae; Streptophyta; Magnoliopsida; Myrtales; Lythraceae
Source: RefSeq, a predicted model, not a curated record
GAUUGACGUUGACAAAGAAAAAUUCUGGGCAAAGAAAGACGCCGACGAUUCAACAACCCUCUCUGAAUUGACUUGAAUCGCAUCGCAGCAUUGCAACUCUCAUCUCAUCUCAUGUGAUCGUCCGAUCAAAAAUUCAUUGAUCGUGUUUUGGUUUUGGGUUGGCCUCCCCUCUCUCUCUCUCUCUCUCUCUCUCUUUCUCUGGUCACAAACACAACAGAUCUCCACCCACUUCUCCCCGCAGCUCGCCAAAAUUCCCGAUUUAAUCAGCCAGAGCCAGCCGCUCACCGAGCCCCAGCCUCAGAUACAAUUCUCUUUAGAGAAUGUCAGCAGCAGCAGCAGGAGGAGGAGGAGGAGGAGGAGGAGGGGGUACUCAGAAGAGCUUGAGGAAAGCCCUCGGAGCAAUCAAGGAUACUACAACCGUUUCAUUGGCCAAAGUCAAUAGUGAUUAUAAGGAACUGGACAUCGCAAUAGUCAAAGCCACAAAUCACGUCGAGCGUCCCGCAAAAGAUAAACACAUUAGAGCUAUUUUUGCUGCUAUUUCAGCCACAAGGCCUCGUGCUGAUGUUGCCUACUGCAUCCAAGCUCUAGCAAGACGAUUAUCAAGGACGCACAACUGGGCGGUUGCCCUGAAAACUUUAAUUGUCAUCCAUCGUGCUCUGAGGGAAGUCGACCCCACAUUUCAUGAAGAGCUCAUCAAUUAUGGCAGAAGCAGGAGCCAUAUGCUCAAUAUGGCUCACUUCAAAGAUGAUUCUAGUCCAAAUGCGUGGGAUUACUCAGCAUGGGUCCGCACAUAUGCCUUAUUUUUGGAGGAACGCCUUGAAUGCUUUCGCAUUCUGAAGUAUGAUAUUGAGACAGAUCGACCUAGAACCAAAGAUCUGGAUACUACCGAAUUACUUGAGCAAUUACUAGCUCUUCAACAACUCCUUUUUCGUGUCAUUGGUUGUCAGCCUCAAGGAGCAGCAGUUAAUAAUUUUGUGAUCCCACUGGCGCUUUCAAUGGUCGCCUCGGAAAGCAUUAAAAUCUAUCAAGCCAUAAGUGAUGGUACAGUUAACUUGGUUGACAAGUUCUUCGAGAUGCAACGUCAUGAUGCAAUGAGGGCUCUGGACAUAUAUAGGAGAGCUGGCCAGCAGGCUGAGAGACUCUCAGAAUUCUAUGAAAUAUGUAGAAGUUUAGAUAUUGGACGCGGCGAAAAGUUUAUUAAGAUUGAGCAGCCCCCUGCAUCAUUCUUACAAACCAUGGAGGAAUACGUAAAAGAGGCACCACUGGCAUCAACAGUUCGCAAAGAUCAGGUUGUUGACAGCAAUCCUUCACCACCUAAAGAAAUAUUGGCCAUAGAGUACAAAAAGAAUGCAGAGGAGGAGGCCAGGCCACCUUCACCAUCUCUACCUGAGCCUGAGCUGGAACCGGAACCAGAACCAGAACCAAUGAAAGUUGAAGCUGCUGUUGCUGAACCACCAGAUUUAUUGGGUUUGAAUGAACCUAAUCCAAUUGCUUCAGAAUUAGAUGAGAAGAAUGCGUUGGCUUUGGCCAUUGUUCCGGUUGGUGAUGGACAAGCUUCUGCUAGUUUAAAUCAAGUCAGUGGAACCACCGGCUGGGAAUUGGCUCUCGUCACUGCUCCAAGCUCAAAUGAGAGUGCUGCAGCUGCUAGCAAAUUGGCGGGAGGGCUGGACAAGCUCACACUAGACAGCCUGUAUGAUGAUGCAAUCAGAAGAAACACCCAAAGUGGGACCAGCUACAACCCUUGGGAGGCAGCAGCAGCCACGCCAAUGGGCGGUGGGAUGAUGCAGCAACCUGGGCACGACCCUUUCUUUGCAUCCAGUGGGAUGGCAGCCCCUCUGCAGGUGCAGAUGGCGGCCAUGGCCAAUCAGCAGCAGGCGUUCCUGCAACAGCAGCAGCAGCAACAGCAGCAGAUGAUGACGAUGAUGGGCCCACAGCUCCAGCAACCCAUGAAUCCUUUUGCGAACCAUGGUACCAAUGUUCACCCCUAUGGCUCUGGGAUGCCAGUUCAAGCCUACAAUCCCUAUACUGGCCUUAUAUGAGAACUAUAUGAUCUCCAUCUCAUUCUUUUUGUUUGUCGCUUGGUGGGUCCAAGUAAAUGAAGAAUUUAGACGAAACACUUGUUCCAUAUGAUAUGUUUGUGCAUGUGCAGCAGUUAGCCUAGCCAGAAAUCUUUUUUUCCCCUUUUGCCAUUAUUGAGGGGCCCUACUCCACUGUUUUUAAUUCUUUCUUUUUUCCUUAGACCCAACCCCCUAGGGGUUGGUAAUAAUAAUAUCAUCAUCAUCAUUAUUAUUAUUAUUAUUAUUAUUAUUAUUUCCUUUGAAAAACCAGCUCCACCAGUUGCAUGUGUACGCAGGAAGUUUGUAACUCUCUGUCUUUGUUGAUAACAUAUUCAGAAAUAUCUUUAGUACU